AGAUACCGAGCAGACUGUUUUUAGUUGUGGAGUGCCCGCGACCCGCGAGACUUGUGAGAACAUACACCAAAGCUGGAACACCCUGAGCCCUGAGUGAUGCACAAGAGACACUCGACAGCCAUAAAAAUAUCAUAACUGCAGUGACAGUUUCUCCAGUUAAAUUUACAAAUAUUCAUUUUUAUUCGUGUUGACCGGUUUUCAUUUUUUUAAAAUUCCAACCAGCUUUGGUGUCAAGUAUUUGAUAAUUUAAUACUUUAAUUUUGCUUCAGUUUAAAAAUUGGCUGUCAGAGUUUGUAAGACUGGAGUUGCUGACAGGUUUAAAAAAAAUAAAAUCAACUCGGUGCAGCCUUCAACUCCAAGAGCUCAUUACGGCUCUUGUGAUAAAGUAAUAAAUCCAUUACUAUGCCGUUCAUCUCCAAGGACUGGCGUAGUCCUGGUGAAGAAUGGGUUAAAACCGUCGAGGGAUGGGAGAAGAAAAAAAUUCUCGAGUGCGCUAACAAUAAAACCCUGUCAUUACUAAUACGAACCGAGAAAGAUGGAGACAAAGCUCGUGAGAAGGAAAAAGAAAAAGAGAAGAAAAUAGAAAAUGCCGUCCAACCUCACUGUCACAUUACCCUGAAGUGUACACGUGAGAUCGCCGGAUUCAACGGACUGAGUGAUGCACUCAAGAGACUGGACUUUUUGUCAGCGGUUCAUGAUUGCCGACGUUUCAACUACAUCGUGCGGCUGUUGGAUCUGUUGGUCAGCCACACAAUGGGUGGUCUCAGUGGAUGCGCUCAGCGUGUGCUGUUCAAUAUGCUGGAAGAAGUUACUCUGGAGGUUUCUUGUUCGCAACAGCAAACAGGAAGACUUCGUAGACUGAUUGAACGUGUCAGGGCUUUCAGCGCUAGCUGCUGCUGGGGCGGACGACCUCUGGGUUCAGUUGUCCUCUGGGAGAAACACAAGGCUGCUUUGGAUAGAAUAUUGCAAAUAGCUUCAUCCAUCACGAUCACUCAGCCUGAUGAAGAGCAGCAUCCGCAGUGGUCUGAUCUUCCAGCAGAAUGCAGACGCGAAGUUCUUUUACGUUUGAGUGAUCCACGAGACAUCGAGGCUUCGUCAGAAGCUUGUGAGCAUCUGGCAGCACUCGCACAGGAACAAAGAAUUUGGCGAGAGCUUGCUCAGUAUCACUUUACUCCUCAGCAAAUAGCCACGACCAUGCAAAACAACCCGGGAAAAGAUUGGAAGACAUUAUUCACUAUUGCACGAAGGUCUUUCGGAUUGCGUGAAGAGUACGCGGAAAUGAUUCAACUCUGUCGGAAUUGUCGCUGUCUCUUUUGGCGAUCACUUGGUCAUCCUUGUAUUGCUGACCAAGAUCCAGCUUUUCAAGAAAAACUCGCUGAUGUCGAUCAAUCAUCUCUUCAUGUUCCAAUACCACCGCAAACUUUUCUCAAGUUCUUCUCUCUGUGAGAAUAAUUAUAAUUAAAAUUAAUUAAUGAUUAUGAUCAUAAGAGAUGGAAAAAUUAUAUAAAAAAAUAAGUAAAUAUAUGUGCAUAUAUAUAUAUAUAUUUAUUUAUUUAUGAUAUAUGCAUAUAUAUGUAUAUAUUUUAAAUGAUAGUGAAUUCAGUCUCUAGAAAUAUCUAUUGUUGGCCGUUAAAUAAAUAAACUUUUAUUGUAAUUUGCUCUUUAAAGUAUUAAAAGUCAAAAUUUCGUAAUAAUUUUUGACAUUUGCGCUAUAGAAAAAUGAAAUAGUAUAAUAUAUAUAUACAUAUAAAUACAAAUAAUAUUUAUUUUGUGGAAAAUACAGAGUUUAAUUAUUAUAGAAAGUCUGGUAAAAUAAUUAUACGUCCGCGAAAAUAAAAUAUUUAUAAUUGAUUAUAAUUACAUAACUAAUGAAUUAAUUAAUCAUCGAAAUCACGACGAAUGUAUACAAUUUUUAAUUAUUAUAAUAGACAUGCUCGUCAAACGACUGUCUUACGAAACAUAUUUUAUCUAAUAAUUUAACGUCCAUUGAAGAUCUCUUCCAAGAAUAAAAUUUAAAUUUACCGCGUUUUUUUCUUUUUAUAAUUUUUUAAAUAUUAUUAUUAUUACCGAUGACUAAUUGGUCUUGAAGACAAUUAAUUAUCUAGCUAGUAGUAUUUUGUGUUUUGUGAUGCCUCUAGGUGCUUUUGGUAGCUCUAUUAUUAUUGUUAUUACUAUAUAAGUUGUUAUAACUUUUUUUUUACUUAAAGUGUACUAACACUUGGCACUAUUUACACAUCGUAACAAACCAAUGCUGUGUUCUCACCAUCGUUUAUUAUUUUUUAAUUGACGAAAUAACUUUUUACUUUAUGAACUGAAAUAUAAUUAUCAUAUCUACAUGUAAAUACAUAUAAUAUAUAUAUAUAUAUUUCUGUAACGCAUAUGAAAAGAAAUAUUUAAAUGAAUGAAUACUAAUGUUGGAAUGAGAAAAAAAAUUUCUGUAAAGAAAAACUGGAGUGUACUCUUAGAUCUUGGCUUUAAAUUAAAAUUCAUAUUGAGUUAAUAUACAAAAUAAUAAAUAUAUAUAUAUAAAUAUUAAUAAAGAAUGAAAUUAAAAAAUAUACGUAAUGAAUUGAACACCGCUGAAAUAUAUAACCGUUAUAAUUGUGUAGUUGUUUGUCCAAAUCCUUAUAUAUAAUAAAUGUCAAAUGUAAUUAGAAAAUAAGUGAUGAAUUUAAACUGUUCGAUUUUCCUCUUAAUGAAUUUUGCUAUAUUACAUUAUUAAUUAUUUUAAUAAUUACAUAUAUUAUUAAACGUUUUUUAUUGCUAUUAGCUUAUUAUCAUUAUAUUUAUUGUAAUUAAUAAUUUAAUAAUCGGUAUAUUAAAAAAUUCGAUAUAAAAUAAAAAUGAUAAUCUUUAAUUGAACUUUAAAAAUUAAUAAAUUACUGCCGACAAAUGCUAUUGCAUUAAAGUGAAUUGAUAAUAAUUAUAUAUGUUAAUGAUUUAUAAAAUUUUAAUCAAUUAUUAAUUUUAUAUUUAUGUAUUAUUAUUAUUAUUAUUAUUAUUAUUAUUAUUAUUAUUAUAGUUAUUUUGCUAUGUUUAAUUAAUCUAAAAAGUGAUUUAUAUAAAUAUUCAUUAAUCGCAUUAAUUAUAUUUCACUUAGCCUAGUCACUACGAAUGAAGACCAAGAUUAUUCAAUUAUUCAUCAAAGAGAAUAGAAAAUUUAAAGAGUGAGAGAAUAUAUAUAUUAAAUAUAUUAAGUAAAAAGAGAUAAAUAAUUUGUUGAUCAUUGGGUGGUGGAUAAAAAAAAACACUAAUAACUUAAUAGAUUUUUGUUUAGUGCGAUGUUGUGUAAUGCUUUUAAAUAAAAUAUAUUUAAAUAUA
This is a messenger RNA of Microplitis demolitor, 3321 nucleotides long. Its product is annotated as F-box only protein 25. Gene Ontology annotation, molecular function: protein binding. Gene Ontology annotation, biological process: protein ubiquitination. Gene Ontology annotation, cellular component: nucleus; cytoplasm; SCF ubiquitin ligase complex. The record is from RefSeq and is a predicted model, not a curated record. The transcript is spliced from 6 exons. The coding region runs from base 403 to 1446 and encodes 347 amino acids. NCBI's taxonomy places the organism in Eukaryota, Metazoa, Arthropoda, Insecta, Hymenoptera, Braconidae.